AUGAAUGGAGCUGUGGAGACAGCAAAUAAGAACUUGAAAAAGAUAAUCUGUAAAAUGAUCGAAAGACAUCGUGAUUGGCACGAAAAACUCCCCUAUGCAUUAAUGGCAUAUAGAACUUCUAUUCAAAUUUCUAUUGCGGCAACGGCUUACAACCUUAUGUACGGAAUGGAAGCAAUUUUGCCAGUUGAGGUCGAAAUUCCCUCAUUGCGCAUAAUAAUGGAGACCAAACUAGAUGAAACUAAUUGGAUUAAACAACAUCAUGAACAAUUAUUUUUGAUUGAUGAGAAAAAGUUAAAUGCCAUUUGUCAUGGUCAGUGCUAUCAAAAGAGAAUGGCCCAUGCUUACAACAAGAAGGUCAAACAGCGACUAUUCGAAGAAGGAGACAAAGUGUUGAAACGAAUUUUGCCAACGCAAGAGGAGGCCAAAGGCAAGUUUGCACCAAGUUGGCAGGGCCCUUCUAUCGUCAAGAAGGUAUUGCCUGGUGGAGUACUUAUUCUCACAGAAAUGGAUGGACAAGUUUUCUCUCAACCGAUCAAUUCGGAUAUGUGUAAGAAAUUUUUCAUCUGA
Messenger RNA from Coffea eugenioides, 567 nucleotides. RefSeq lists its product as uncharacterized. The record is from RefSeq and is a predicted model, not a curated record. Gene Ontology annotation, molecular function: nucleic acid binding. NCBI's taxonomy places the organism in Eukaryota, Viridiplantae, Streptophyta, Magnoliopsida, Gentianales, Rubiaceae. Bases 1 to 567 code for a protein of 188 amino acids. The transcript has a single exon.